Messenger RNA from Gordionus sp. m RMFG-2023, 1730 nucleotides. Its product is annotated as signal recognition particle subunit SRP54-like. Gene Ontology annotation, biological process: SRP-dependent cotranslational protein targeting to membrane; SRP-dependent cotranslational protein targeting to membrane, translocation. Lineage: Eukaryota; Metazoa; Nematomorpha; Gordioida; Chordodea; Parachordodidae. Gene Ontology annotation, molecular function: GTPase activity; 7S RNA binding; ATP hydrolysis activity. Gene Ontology annotation, cellular component: cytosol; signal recognition particle, endoplasmic reticulum targeting. The record is from RefSeq and is a predicted model, not a curated record. The coding region runs from base 74 to 1627 and encodes 517 amino acids. The transcript is spliced from 13 exons.
UUUUAUAACAUUUUAUACUAAAAAGCAUAAUUAAAGUUAAUUUCCACAUAAAUAUAGUUUUUAGAAAGUAAAUAUGGUACUUGCAGAUUUAGGCAGAAAAAUAACAAAUGCCUUAAGAAAUUUAGGAACUGCCACCAUCAUUAAUGAAGAUGUAUUAAAUAGUUUAUUAAAAGAAAUAUGUACUGCAUUACUAGAAUCGGAUGUUAAUGUUAAAUUGGUUAAAACAUUAAGAGAAAAUGUCAGAGCUGCCAUUGAUUUUGAUGAAAUGGCUGCAGGUAUCAACAAGCGACGCAUGAUACAAACUGUAGUUUUUCAAGAACUAGUCAAAUUAAUAGAUCCUGGUGUCAAAAUAUGGCAACCUAUUAAAGGUAAGAGCAACAUUAUAAUGUUUGUUGGCUUGCAAGGAAGUGGUAAAACAACAACUGUUACAAAAAUGGCUUAUUACUAUCAAAAGAAAAAUUGGAAAACAUGCUUGAUAUGUGCCGAUACUUUUCGAGCUGGUGCCUUUGAUCAACUAAAACAGAAUGCUGUCAAAGCACGAAUUCCUUUUUAUGGCAGUUAUACGGAGAUCGACCCUGUCGUCAUUGCCAAGGAGGGUGUAGAUAAAUUUGAGGCCGAAAAUUUCGAAAUAAUCAUCGUUGAUACGAGCGGAAGGCACAAACAGGAAGAUUCACUUUUCGAAGAAAUGUUGCAAUUACAAAAUACCGUCAGACCCGACAACAUAAUAUUUGUCAUGGAUGCGAGCAUAGGGCAAGCCUGCGAGAGCCAGGCUAAAGCAUUCAAAGCUAAAGUCGACGUGGCAUCGGUUAUCAUUACUAAACUGGACGGACAUGCCAAAGGCGGGGGAGCUUUAAGCGCAGUUGCCGCUACCAAGAGCCCGAUUAUAUUUAUAGGAACCGGUGAACACAUAACAGACUUUGAGCCCUUCAAAGUCAAACCUUUCAUCCGAAAACUCCUAGGUAUGGGUGACAUUGAGGGUUUGGUAGAAAAAGUGCACGAAUUAAAGUUAGACGAUAACGAUGAGCUAAUAGGCAAACUUAAACAAGGUCAAUUUACGAUUCGGGAUAUGUAUGACCAAUUUCAAAACAUCAUGAAAAUGGGUCCUUUUUCCCAAAUAAUGACAAUGAUCCCAGGUUUCACCCAAGAUUUUCUUUGUCCUCCCACUACAUCAUCCAAAGAUAUGAACGGAGAACAAGUGCAAGCUGCCAGGAUGGAAGAAGGAUCUGCCAAGCUGAAGAGAAUGAUGUGCGUGAUGGAUAGCAUGACUCAUAAGGAGUUGGACAACAAAGACGGUGCUCGGCUCUUCGCUAGGGAGGCCGGGAGAGCGUUGAGAGUUGCUAAAGGUUCUGGCGUCUCGUUAAGAGAAGUAAACGAGCUUCUGGGACAAUACACAAAAUUUGCCGCUAUGGUCAAGAAAAUGGGAGGCAUGAAAGGACUUUUUAAAGGUGGGGACAUGAAUAAAAAUAUAAAUCCCUCUCAAAUGUCACAAUUAAGUCAUCAAAUGGCAAGAAUAAUGGAUCCAAGAGUGCUUCAUCAAAUGGGUGGCAUGGGUGGUCUCCAAAACGUAAUGAGGCAGUUACAAAGUGUUAAUCCUUCAAAUUUAUUAGGCAGUGGAAAGCAAAAAUAAAUGGAGAUAUAUAAAAAAAUAUAUAUUUAUUUAUUGUAAUAUAUAUUAUUAGUACCAAAUGCGAGUAUUAUUUUUUUUAUAACGAAUAAAGAGAAAGGGAUAG